AUGGAGAAACUCGAUGACCUAUCCGUGCUUAACCCGCACCCAACAGAACUACCCGGCCCGGAUCUCCUCCACCACCUUAUCAGAGAACCGGAUGAUUCAAUAGCUCUCGAGUAUCUAGGCCGAGGUAACCGUGUCACGUUAUCCUAUCGCCAGCUUCAUGAUGCGGCAGACGCCCUUUCACGCCGUAUAUGUCAUGCAGUGGGUGAAGCCAAAAAUCACUUUGUGGUUCCGGUCCUGGUUCACCAGUCGCCACACUUAUAUAUAGCCUUGUUAGCUAUCCUGAAAGCUGGAGGUGCAUUUUGCCCACUCAACGUGGACGCCCCCCCUGACCGCGUCAAUUUUAUCCUCAACGAUGUCUCUGCCGGUGUUAUCGUGGCGUCCUCGGAGCUGGCCUCCAAUAUACCUUCACAAAGCGCCGUAAAGGUCCUUCUAGUUGAUGAAGACGAGAAAGAGACACGUCUCGACGCAGGCUCUCCUGGCUGCCGUGCUCCCAGCACCAGGGAUUUGGCAUACGUCAUGUAUACAUCCGGUUCAACAGGAGUUCCCAAGGGAGUUGGCAUCUCUCACUCUGCAGUAACACAGGCAUUGCUUGCCCAUGACCAGCAUGUACCAGCGUUUUCUCGUUUCCUCCAGUUUGCCGCGCCGACCUUUGAUGUCUCGGUCUUUGAGAUCUUCUUCCCACUCUUUCGGGGAAGCACGUUGAUCAGCGUCGACCGAAAAGAGAUGCUCAACGACUUGCCGGGAGUCAUUUCGAAGAUGGAGGUGGAUGCUUGCGAGCUGACGCCAACUGUUGCCGCCAGCUUGCUGCGGAAAAGGGAGAAUGUCCCGACGCUGCGGUUGCUGUUGACUAUUGGCGAGAUGUUGAAUGAGGCAGUGGUUCGAGAAUUUGGGGGGGAUGAGGAGAGAAAGAGUCUCUUGUGGGCCAUGUACGGGCCAACAGAAGCUACAAUUCACUGCACUGUUCAAGAAGCGUUCACGACUAGUUCUUCAGUAAGAAACAUUGGCGUGCCGCUUCGUACCGUCUCAUGCUUCAUAAUUGAGCCUGCAGAAUCUGCGGAAACAAGUAAAACCGUCAAUAUUCUGCCCAAAGGAGAGAUCGGAGAACUUGCAGUUGGAGGGCACCAGCUUGCCGAUGGAUACAUUAACCGACCAGAGCAGACGGCUUCCUCCUUCAUACCCUCACCUUAUGGCACCAUCUACCGGACCGGAGACAAGGCGCGCAUUAUUCACGAUGGCACGAUAGAGAUCUAUGGACGGCUAUCCGAAGGCCAGGUAAAGCUUCGCGGCCAGCGGCUUGAGCUGGGCGAGGUGCAGGCUGCUGUGUUGAAGACGCCUGGCUGCCACCUAGCAGUUGGGGCGGUCGUUGACUCUAUUCUUGUGGUGUUUUGCGUUGCGGACGCCGAAGUUACUGAAGACUCGAUCAUGGACCACUGUCGAAGCUGGCUUCCCCAGUUUAUGAUACCCGGAGAGAUCGUGCUGGUGGACGAGUUCCCUCGACUGCCGAGUGGAAAAGUCGACACCAAGAGGCUGAAAGCGGAAUUCCUGGAGAGGAAAGCUUCUGGGCAAAGGGACGCUUCAACUUCAACCGGCCUGUCUGAGGCGGAGAGGAGAGCCCUGAGCGUUAUAUCGGACACUUUGGGGCUAGAGGCGAAACAUGACAUGACGCUUGCUUCUGCUGGAAUAGACUCCCUCGUUGCCAUCAAACUGGCAUCCGCGCUUCGGUCGUCAGGAUUUGACGCGAGCGUGGCGGAGCUGCUGAGAAUGCGGACAAUAAGACAACUGUGCUCUACGUUACGACCUCUUGCACCCGCCACUACUUUUGAAAACGCAUCGGUUGAUGUCCACUUGAGGGACUGCCUGAGCUCAAUAGCAGAAGCCAACCAUGCGCUACAGAUCGACGCUGAGCAUGUUGAAAAUGUGCUGUCAUGCAGCCCUCUUCAAGUGGCGAUGUUAUCAGAAACAGCUCAUCGACCGGAAGCGUACUGGAACGAGAUCGAACUAGAGGCGAACCCUGGAAUUUCAACGGAGGCCAUAUGUGAUGCCUUCCAUGCACUUGCACGGCGAAGGGACAUCCUGCGGGCGGGCUUUGUCGCCUGGCAAGGUAGCUUUGUAUCACCAGUGUUCAAGUCACUGCGAUCCGAUCAAGUAGAGGUUGUCGAACAGUUCCGUCAGCCGGAGCUAUCGGCGGACGACGCGCUGCUUCGGCCGCUUCGCAUCCAAAUUCGGCAGGCUGAACAUGGUAAAGACCCGCGGGUGCUGAUGCACAUCCAUCAUGCCAUAUACGACGGCUGGUCUAUGGACAUUAUCUUCUCGGAGUUGACCGACAUACUAGCUGGAAGGACAUUGCCUGAACGGCCACAGUUUUCAAGUCUGCUGAAUUAUUUGAGCAACAUCCCGAGAAAUCAGUUGGACACUACAAGAUCAUUCUGGGCUGAAUAUCUUGCUGAUUGGAAUAAGCCAAGUCGGCCGAAGCUGAGUGCCCGACCAGCUGAGUUGAACGAAAUCUUAUCUGCCCGCGCGCAGUUGGAUGUCACCACACCUAUCAGAGAUGCUUUUGAAAAGACGGGAUACGGUGCUCAAGUCUACUUCCAAGCGGCCCUUGCACUCCUUUGGGGCAGCAUCGUGGGUACCUCGGAUGUUCUGCUGGGCUCAGUAACUUCCGGGCGAACGAUCCCCGUCAAGAAUGUUGCUGAGAUUGUUGGACCGGCCAUUGCAUCGCUUCCACUCCGGGUGGAUGUCGAUGACUCUGCUACAAUGUCCGAUGUACUGCGAAACAUCAACGAGAGUAAUCGCAGAAUCAUGGAGCACUGCAUACUGCCAUUAUCUGACAUCAAGAAGCUUUCAAGACUGCAGGCGGCUGAGAGCUUAUACGACGUGUUAUUCGUCUACCAAGAGUCAUUGUAUACGAAGAGUCGAAAAGACGCAGCUCUUCGUGAAGUCCGACAUCUCGAUCGCCUGGAAACGAAGCUAUUGUUGGAGGUGGAACCAAACGAUGCUGGUUAUUCAAUCCAAGCGACGUACCAUACUGAUUGGUUCCCAUCAGAUGUCGUUGAGGGUUUGGUUGAGCAGAUAGGGGAACUUUGUCGGCUCAUUGUCGAUCGCCCUCAAGAGACGGUUCGAACGAUGAAGGACGCCGUUACGAUUCAGCCAUCUAUUGCAAACACAGAACCGGAAUGGCUGCAAGACGAGGCAGAUCUCGCUACUCUGUUCGAAGCUGCGGCUGCGAAAACGCCGGACGCAGAUGCCGUAUGCUUUAGCAGAUCGCUUGCAGAAGUUCCCUUGGUGGCGGAUACAAUGUCCUACGAAUCGCUCAAUCAGCUUUCCAAUCAAAUUGCUCGCUUCCUGCUCGAUUCAGGUGCUGAACCUGGCCAGGUCAUUGCUAUCGUCAUGCAAAAGUCUCCUCUUCUCUACGCUUCAAUCCUCGGUAUUGUCAAGGCCAGAUGUGCAUACCUGCCUCUGCUACCAUCUACACCCGUCGAGCGAGUGAAGGACAUUUUUCGAUCAGCAAAAAUUAAGCACUGCGUGGUGGAUACGGCUUCUUUAAGAUCGCUUCAGGAUGUACCUGAUGUCCAGUACCUGGACGUCGAAUCUGCUCCAACAGACCGUUUCGAGAGCCACAACUUGAACAUGCCAGUCGACAUGUCAAGACUGGCCUAUGUCAUAUACACCUCGGGAACAACAGGAGUCCCAAAGGGCGUCGCCGUCAGUCAGAAAAACAUUGUCAGCAACAUCACAUACCUCGCAUCCAUAUACCCCAGCGCCCAACAAUUUCCUUCUCGGCUCUUACAGGCCUGUUCGCAAGCAUUCGACGUAUCCGUGUUUGAGAUCUUCUUUGCUUGGCACGCCGGCAUGUGUCUCUGUGCCGCUACCAACGACGACUUGUUCGAAGAUCUGGAGCAUUCUAUUCGACAGUUCGGCAUCACGCAUUUGAGCUUGACGCCUACCGUGGCAUCACUGAUUGACCCCAAGAAUGUGCCCAGUGUUGAGUUUCUGGUCACCGCUGGAGAGCCGAUGACUCUAUCGGUUCUUGAUGCCUGGGGAGAAUUGCUGUGGCAGGGAUAUGGACCUUCGGAGACGACGAAUAUUUGCAGUGUCAAAAGAAUGAAGCGCGGGGAGUACAUCGAGCACCUCGGCUGGUGUUUUCCCAACACGUCGGUCUUUGUGCUCUACCCUGACAACCUGUCAACUGUGCCAAUUGGCUGGAUAGGCGAGUUCUGCUUCGGAGGGGAACAGGUGGCUGAUGGGUAUCUUAACAUGCCAAAUCUGACGGCGGAAAAGUUCAUCAAUCACCCCGAAUACGGCCUUAUCUAUCGAUCCGGUGAUAUGGGGAGAAUGCUGCCAGACAAGUCGCUCCUCAUACUUGGCCGCAUCGACGAUCAACUCAAGCUCAAGGGUCAGAGAAUUGAGGCUGGUGAGGUCAACAGCGUGAUUACCUCUCACCCGUUGGUACACGCUGCGAUUACCACGUUGGUGCAACGAAAUGUUGAGGCUGGUCACCAGCUUGCUUCCUUCUAUACGUUUGAACAAGGGCUAGCCGACGCGGAGUUUACGACAGCAACGCCCGAUUCCGAGACUCAUCGUUCUCUGUUUGCUGCCCUGUCGUCCAAACUACCUUCAUAUAUGAUACCAUCGUAUCUGAUACCGGUCUCUCGAAUACCCCUUACUUCUAGUGGCAAGGUCGACCGGCGUAAGCUACAGUCUUGCUUUGAGGCUCUCCCCCAAGAGUAUCUCGAGACUGUGUCAGGCACUGUAACGGGGCAAGAUGAUGCUGAGUGGAGCACAAAGGAAACAAUGAUCGCGGAAGUCAUUGCAAGGUCGCUGAACGUGCCUCGGUCUGAUAUUGGUCGAUGGACCCCAUUCCCAACCAUCGGCUUGGACUCGAUAUCGGCAAUUGGAGUUUCUCGCAGCCUCAGCGCUGAGCUGGAGCAUCGAGUGCCUAUAUCAGCAAUUCUGCAGAAUUCGUCUGUGGCACAACUUGCACGCUUCUUGCAAGAGAGACCUGUGUUGGGGAGCCAGAAGGAGACAGUAUCCUUCUUUUCCGAUUCUUUCAUCAGUCAGGUUCGGGAAAGCUUUGGAUGUGAAGCUUACUCUGUUACAGAGAUCUUACCGUGCUCUCCUCUACAGGAAGCCAUGUUGUCUCAGGGACAGGGCAGCUACUACAACAGGAUUCUUCUGCGGCUGCAUGUGUCCGUGGACGAGAUGAGGGGAUACUGGGAUGAGAUGACACGACGUCAUGCCAUUCUCAGUACAUGCUUUGUCACUACUGAUAGUACAAAGUAUCCUAUCGCGCAAGUUAUCCUCGAAGGUUGGACCAACCUUUGGAAGGAGUUCACUGUCGGUACGACUCCUGUCAGUGAAGCCGUUCAUGAGCAUUUGACUGGCCUACCUGAUCCCUUGGAUACGAAAAUCCCGCCUCUCUCUUUCGCCAUCAUACGACAAGAAGAAUCGACUUUCGUGUCUUUGAUAUGUCAUCAUGCGCUCUAUGAUGGCGUGGCAAUGGAGAACCUCUGGAGGGAGGUAGAAGCGCUGGCACACGGCCAACAGUUACCCCCACCAGUCUCUUACUCAACCUUUUUACGCGAAGCGCUUAACCUACCUGCAGACACUGAGAAGUAUUGGAGGGAUCACUUCCGAGGAUACGAGCCCUUCAGUCUUUUUCAACAGCCUUCAAAGAGUCAAAUUCUUCAGCGCACACACCAACAGAAGAUGGAUAUGUCAUAUAUUGAGGCCAAGACUCGUCUACGAGCUCUUGGAAUAUCGCUGCUCUCUGUGUGCCAAGCAGCCUGGGCCGAUGCUCUCACUGUGUGCUCAGAUACCACCGAUGUUUGUUUCGGACUUGUCAUGAGUGGCCGCACUCUGGACAUUGAAGGUAUCGACAGAUUGGUUGCUCCAUGCUUCAACACGAUUGCGGUGAGAAAGGAUGUCUCCUCUGCUUCUCGCAACAUUGAUCUUGCCAAGUCUUUCCAGGACCUCAAUUCUGGUGUCCAACGGUAUCAAUUCACGCCUUUAAAGAUGGUUCAGAAACUUGUUACAAAGGAGGGCCGAAGACUCUUUGAUACUCUGUUGCUGCUUCAGAGUCCCUUGCAGGAUAUGGAUGCUGAGAUAUGGACGCUUGAAGAAGAUGAGGGAGAAAUGGAUAUUCCGAUCGUCUGCGAAAUUGUUCCUCAUUCCGGCUUGGACUCGCUCACUGUCAAUAUGCACUACGACAAAAACGUUGUCAGUGAUGAUAUCGCGUCUGUUCUUGCCAGGGUCUUUAUGUACUUCUUCCGAUACACUCUGGACCAUCCUUCUUCGGCCUUACCUGAUAGAAGCCAUCUCCAUCCUGCGCAACUGUCUACUUUAAGUGCUAUUACUGUGGAGAGACAAGCGACAGCAACAUCAGAUGAGCCUUCUCAGAAUGAUGCGGAAUGGACCGAGCAGCAGAAACAGAUUCGACAGGUUUUUUCAAGUCUCUCCAAGGUUUCGAUAGAGAAGAUUUUCCCGGAAACGAGCAUCUUCCAGCUCGGUUUGGACAGUAUCAACGCAGUCCAGGUGGCAUCGAUGCUUCGACGAGAGGGAUUCGCGGUGUCUGCCUCCGAUGUCAUUGAAUGCCAAACUUGUGCGAGACUGGCAGACAGGAUAGCUGCGGCGUCAAAACAAGAGGAAACAAGGCCUGUCUUUGAUUUCGACAAGUUUUCUAAAAAGGUAUCUUCGCAGGUUGUUGACAAGGCGCCGGGUACCGCCGUUGUGGAAGCGAUUCUUCCUAGCACACCGCUCCAGUGCGCGAUGUUGGUGUCGUUCAUCCAGUCAAAGGGGAACAACUAUCUCAAUUUGCUGUCAUAUGCUGUUGAUGACACCUUUUCGGAAGACGACUUGGUUGCGGCAUGGAAAGCUCUGGAGAGGAACCAUCCCAUGCUUCGUACGGGAUUCAUCGCGGUGCAUCAUCGACACAGCUCGUUUGCGAUGUUGAGGUAUCAGGCUUUAGGAGACUUUGAAGUGACCAAGUUCUUGUCCAAGUUGGCAUCGCAAGAUGAAGUACAAGGCUGGAAGGAAAAGGAAGCAGCAGCGAUACUUGACAAUCUCCAUCUACCACCGUGGAGGGUUUCGAUCGGCGAAACCGAAGGUGGACUCAUGAUGAACCUUCUCAUACACCAUGCUCUAUACGAUGCGCAUUCGCUGGAUCAGCUGCUGGGCGACCUCUCCUUGCUCUUGGAUGGACGGAAUUUGACCCACGUCCGGACCAUUGAGCCCGCACUGAGUGAGAUUCUCACCAAGAGUCUCAGCGAUCAAAGUGCUGCCCAGGAGUUCUGGAAAGAAAAGGCCGAAUUGACAGUAGUGAACACUUUCCCCAUCAUGACACCGCUUCGGGAGGAUGUCAGAACCAUGAAAUCUCAUGAGAUCAGAUCAGCCGCGACGCUAUCUGAUAUUCAAUCGGCCACCAAGCAUCAAGGCGUCACCAUACAGGCAGUCAUCCAGGCUGCUUGGGCACGCAUUCUUUCGUCGUAUCUGGGCGAGGACUCUGUCGUGUUUGGAGUGAUCCUGUCCGGCAGAGAUACGGAUGAGACGAGGAAUGCGCCGCUUCCUUGCAUGAACACCGUUCCCGUCAUUGCUUCGAAUCAACCGUCGAAUGGUCGGCUGACUCGAUCUAUGAUGGCUUAUAAUGCAGAUGUCUAUCGAUAUCAAUACACUCCUCUGGCACAGAUCCAGAAAUGGUUGGGUCAUCCUGCGACGCCUGUCUUUGAUACGCUUCUGGUUUAUCAGAAGCUGGAGAAAGGGUCUGGCCUUGGAAAGCACUGGAAGCUCGUGAAGGAUGAUGCGGCUGUCGAUUAUCCGGUGUCGCUCGAAGUCAAGCCGACAGUUGAUGACGAGAUCCUACUUUGCCUCACAUUCUUCAGCGAUAUCUUGCCGAGUGAGCAAGCUGAAUUACUACUUCGGCAAUUCGAUGCCAUGAUGGUCCACAUUGCUACCAAGCCUGACGGCGAUGAGGAUGGCAUCUAUCGACUGAAGCCUGAUCUUUAUGCGAUAACGCCGCCUUUAUCGCCAGAGCUGCCUGCACCGGUGCAGUUCUUACACCAGUUCGUGGAAACAAGAGCUGUUUCUCACCCGAAUGAUCUUGCGCUGGAGUUUGUUAGCAGAUUUGACGGCUCGCGUCCCGUAAAGCAGGCAUGGACAUAUGCCGAACUCGACGAGAUGGGCAACAAGAUUGCCAAUUUGCUGAAAGCUGUUGCUGCGGUAGGGAGCAUCGUGGCGAUACACUUUGACAAGUGCCCAGAAGCGUACCUUUCUAUUCUUGGCAUCCUCAAAGCUGGGUGUGCUUUUGUGGCACUUGACCCAAGUGCUCCUCGGGACAGAAAGGAGUUCAUUCUGAGGGACUCACAGGCCCCUUGCUUGCUGACAGCUACUGGGGGCUUCAUCGACUUUGAGACAGACGUCAAGGUUGUACAUGUUGACCUUGAGUCCGUGAAGCUGUUGUCGGCCGAGAAGCGAGAUCUGGGUGCUGACUUCACGCCUGAAGCGACUUGUUAUUGCCUCUACACGUCUGGCACAACGGGAACUCCCAAAGGAUGUGAGAUCACGCACGACAACAGCGUGCAGGCAAUGAUGGCUUUCCAGGAACUAUUCAAAGGGCACUGGAGCGACGACUCAAGAUGGCUGCAGUUUGCCGCUCUCCAUUUCGACGUCUCGGUAUUGGAGCAGUAUUGGAGCUGGUCGGUGGGAAUUACCGUUGUUGCCGCACCAAGAGAUGUUAUCCUCGAUGACCUGAUUGCUUCCAUCAACAACCUCGAGAUUACGCACAUUGAUCUCACACCAAGUUUGGCGCGUCUUACGCAUCCAGAUGAAGUACCUGGCCUAUGCAAAGGCGUCUUCAUCACUGGCGGCGAGCAGCUCAAGCAAGAGAUACUGGAUGCUUGGGGACCAAAAGCAGUCAUCUACAAUGCGUACGGUCCAACAGAAGCCACAAUCGGAGUGACAAUGUACCAGCGAGUGCCCGUCAACGGAAGGCCGAGCAAUAUCGGGAAGCAGUUCCUCAAUGUAGGUUCAUACGUGUUCCGCAAGGGGACGGAGGUUCCCGUGUUGCGAGGCGCUGUUGGAGAGCUCUGUGUUUCUGGAAGAUUGGUUGGCAAGGGGUACCUCAAUCGUCCGGAGCUUACAGAGGAGAGAUUUCCGACGCUUUCGGAAUUUGGCGAGAGAAUCUAUCGAACGGGUGACCUCGUACGGAUACUGCAUGAUGGAUGCUUUGACUUUCUAGGCCGAGCAGACGAUCAAGUCAAGCUACGAGGACAACGUCUUGAGAUUGGCGAAAUCAACCAUGUCAUACGCACUGGCGUUCCGGAGAUCAAGGACGUCGCGACGGUGGUCAUCAAACACUCAUCCGGCGGCAGAGAUGUUCUCGUAUCCUUCUUGGUGGGCGAGCAGCAGAGGCAGGCUGUCUUGACGCCAUUGGCGGAUGACACGCAACUGGGUGCCAAAGCUAGAGACGCUUGUCGAGCGAAGCUUCCGGGAUACAUGAUUCCGACGUAUUUCUUGCUUUUGCCAUUCAUCCCGCUUUCUCCCAACAACAAAGUCGAGGCAAAGGAGCUAAAAAAGCUCUUCAAUGGUCUAUCGCAUGAGCAGCUUAUGGACCUCACUGCACCAAAGGCUUCCAUUCGAGCCGUCAACGGCGAGACUAGUCAGAAGGUGGUCAAGAUUCUGUCCGACUUUACGGGUGUUAGCCCGGAUAUGAUUGAGGCAGAGACGAGCAUCUUUGACCUGGGAGUGGACUCAAUCAGCGCCCUGCAACUAUCUACAGCUUUCAAAAAGGGAGGAUUUGCAGCAUGCUCACCGGCUAUCCUACUGCAAAAUCCAGUGGUUGCUGACCUCACCACGGCUCUCUUCGAGAAGCUGUCUUCGUCCAUCAAGGACAGUCGGGUGAAAGAGGCCCAGCAGAUGAUACAGGCGUACCACCAUCGGCACCGCGCAUUUGCCUGCAGCGCUCUACAUAUUGGACCCGGAGAUAUUGAGUAUAUUGCGCCGUGUUCUCCACUUCAGCAGGGAAUCAUAUCCAAGUCUGUGACGGGUGAGAUUCAAGGGACUUACUUUAACUCGUUUGAGCUGGAUCUGAAUGGCGAUGUUGCAGAGCAGCAAGUCAAAGCUGCGUGGACAAAGUUGGUCAUCUCUGAGGCUAUCCUGCGAACGGCUUUUGUCAAGACAACGGAGGGCUACAUCCAAGUCGCCUUGAACAACCAGGAGCCGCGGUGGAUCGAGCAAGCUGUGCAGAGCGACGACGAUGCCAAAGCUUUCUUGGACAGUCGUUGGGAGAAGUGGGUGCGGCUAAACAACGAACACAUCACGGCGCCUCUUGAGGCGAUCUAUAUCAAGGGACCCAACUCCAAGAAGCUGGUUAUUCACAUCUUUCAUGCAAUUUACGACGGCAAUAGCUUCGAGUUGAUGUUACGGCAGCUCAAGUCCAACUACCGGGGCAAGCCAAUGGCGCCUUCUCCGUCGUUUAUAGAGGCAUUGACUCAUGGCCCAUUAUGGCGACAUGAUGACUGUCGAGGCUUCUGGGAGACCCAUCUCCAAGGCUGGACCGGCUCCUCCAUUCUGCAGCUUUCUUCGUCUAACGAACGGGCUGUCUCACAAACUCGGGUUCUUCAGGGCAGCGUACUGGAGGACGCUCGAAGGAACCACAAGGUCACGCUGCAGCCCGUUAUCAUGGCGCUAUGGAUUUCUGCGCUGCAGAAACACUACUCAUAUGGGCUAGCAAUUGGACUGGUGUUGUCCGGAAGAUCGAUCGACCUUCCUGGUGUUGAAAGUACAAUCGGCCCGCUCUUCAACACUUUGCCUUUCUUCAACAAGACUCUGAGUGGCCAGUCUUGGGCAUCUCUGAUUCACAAAUGCAGCGAAUUUAGCACGAGCAUCUUGCCGUUUCAACACGUGCCCUUGAAGAGCAUACAGAAGUGGUGCUCUGGAGGAAGGCAGCUAUUCGACAAUCUAUUCGUCUUUGAAGUGCAGCAGCAGACCGCACAGGACGAUAAAGAUCUUUGGACGAUCGAGGAUGGGCCAUUGAACCCGGAUUAUCCAUUGGCUUUGGAGGCGAAGAGGCUGUUGAAUGGCGAUGUUCAGCUGACUCUUGUUGCACAGAGAUUUGUGGCGGAUGAGUCAAAGCUGCAGGAGAUACUGGACGCGGUGGAGGAAAAUAUCGGACUCAUGACUGCGGAUGCGCCGUUCCCGAAAUUCGCAGAAGAGAAUGGCGUCGUUCUUCCAGACGGUCGAAACGGAUUUGAGUCCCCUGAAGACGAGGCUGAUGGCCAUGACUUUGAGUGGACUGAACAGGCUCUCGGUAUCAGAGAUGCGAUUGCUUCUAUUUCAGGCCUCGAUGCCUGCGGCAUAUCGGCCUCACAGACGAUACUUGAGCUUGGCUUGGAUAGCAUUGAUGUCAUUCAGCUGUCCGCCAGGUUGAAGCAAAGGGGACUUGUUUUGCCAGCUUCUCAAAUCAUGCGCCAACGAACGAUUGCAAAGAUGGCCGCUUCCAUCGAGGCACAACAAUCCGGCGAACUGGUCAAUGGGACGACUGACAAGUGUUUUGAAGAAACGGAGGAGAAGCUGUGGGCGUAUGUCGACAAGGUCGGGCUGGACACAAGUAAUAUCGAGGCCGUUCUACCGCCGACACCUCUUCAAGAAUCUAUGGUUGCAGAGAUGAUUCACUCCGAUUUUGAGUGGUACUUUAACCACGAUCUUCUCGAAGUUACUUCUGGAACCGAUAUUGAGAAACUGCGAAGAGCAUUUCUUGAAGUUAUUGAGCGGUCACCGAUCCUUCGGACAGGGUUCCUUGAGGUGGAUGAUUUGCAGCUUGAGAUGGGAUACUGCCAAGUUGUGCGGAAACACUGGAACCGAAACAUCGAAACACUUGACGUGGAAGCUGUGAACGACUUACGCUCUCUUGUUGAAGAUGCAAAGAGAGUUGCCAAAGAGGGCCGCGGACUGGAGGCCCUGUUCCAGCUGAGGUUCCUAGCCUGCAGAGGAAAGAUGUUUGCGCUUGUGUCAAUUGCGCAUGCUCUGUACGAUGGAUGGUCACUUAGCCUGUUCUAUCGGGAUCUGGAGGCGGCGUAUCAAGGCAACAUGCAAACGCGAGCGUCUGCAAAGCCCUUUCUUCGGAAGAUGCUUGCCUCUGCUACGGAUGACGCGGAUCGUUUUUGGGCAGGUUAUCUCGACGGAGUCACGCCGUCUAUUCUCCCCGAAGCACCGCAUCACGAUCUAGAAACGAAGACACUAUACCGGAGAGAAGGAUCUGCACACAAGUCCGUCUCCGAAGUAUCGUCCUUUUGCAAAAAACAGAGCAUCAGUCUGCAGUCCUUGACGCAAGCCUGCUGGGCUCUUGUGCUGGCUCAUCGGGUUGGAAAGCUGGACGUCACUUUUGGCGUCAUCAUGUCCGGGCGUGAUUUCGACGGCGCCGAGGACAUCAUGUUCCCGACGAUGAACACUGUAGCAAUUCGCUGUAUCCUGCACGGAAGCUCUGCAUCCUUCUUGCGGUAUCUCGAGGCUAGCAUGGCGGACGUCAGGGAUCAUCAAUCGUAUCCCUUGAGGAAGAUCCAGAAGGCUGCGCAAGUGUCGAGCAGCGAGUUAUUCAACACGCUGUUUAUGCUGCAAAAGUUUCCCUAUAGCUCGUCUGAGGAUUCGCUCCUCAGGUCUGUAGAUGGGGCAGCGGCGGUGGAUUAUCCUGUCAGCGUUGAAGCUGAGGCUGUUGGCGAUGAUCUUGUUUGGAGAGUUGCCUGUCAGUCGCGGUAUGUUUCGGACGAGGGGACUGGAAAGUUAAUUCAAGACCUGAACCACGUUCUAGAGUUCUUGGUCGACUCGGAGGAUCGGGAUAUACUUUCUUUCCAUGACGACGGUGUUUCAAUAGGUGGAUUGCCACACGUUUCACUGGCGACAGAUGCGGCCCAAGUCGACGAGGUAGAUGAGACGCACUCAGAUACACAGCAUGAGGAGGGUGAGCUGGGCGAGAUGGUAUCAGCGAUCCGAAAAGUCCUUGGUUCCGUGUUGGACAUCGCCGCAAAGUCCAUCAGACCCGAAAGCAAUCUUUACCAUCUCGGCCUCGACUCCAUCAGCGCAAUCAAGUUGUCUUCUCUGUUACGGAAGGAAGGCAUCUAUCUCAGCCCGAGAGACUUCGUCAGAGCUUCGAGCAUCACCCAUAUGGCACGACUUGCGACUCGCAUCCAAACAAACGGCAGCACAAUUCAGGCCAAGCAAGCAGUGUGGACUGCUGCAAAGGACAUGGACGUCGUGAAUCUACUGGCUAGUGUUGGCAUUUCGGAAGGUGACGUUGAGAUGGUUCUUCCGGCAUUGCCUAUGCAAGUCUACAUGAUCAGUGCAUGGCAGAACGCCGAGGGGCACGUCUUUUAUCCUCAAUUCCGGUUUCGCGUUGAAGGGGCUGUCAGCGUUGAGCAGGUACAGUCGGCAUGGCAGUCUCUUGUUGCUGAAAUGCCGAUUCUGCGAACCAUUUUCGUUACGACGGAUUCUUCUCAGCAGCCUAUCGUUCAGGUCAUUCUCAAGUCGGACUAUCGAUGCGCUGGUGAUUCAACUACAAUGAAGCCGAUGGUGCGAUUUGAUGCUGUCAAGCGAGAUGAUAACCACAUUGAGAUGCGACUCAAGAUUCACCACGCGCUCUACGACGGAGUCAGUAUUCCGGCAUUGCUGAGUCGUUUUACACAGCGUCUCAGGGGAACAGGUGCUGUGGUCGAAGAAGGACUUGAAGAAUGGUCAAGACAUUGCAUUCAGCCUACACUUGAAGACUCUCGCCAAUCACGCAGAAGCUUCUGGAUAUCGUACUUGCAAGGCUGCUCCUCAGACGAAGACUCUUUCGCCUCGCCCAAGGCAGGGAAGCAACGCGUGUCGUAUCUACGGCAGGCUGCAGUGCCAGAUAUUGAAUACCUUCAAUCUGCAGCCAGAGGAAGAGGCAUCAGCCUCCAGGCCCUGCUAUUCGCAGCGUACGCCAAGAUACUGGCCUCGGACGAGCUUACGGGUGUCGAGCACAAUGAUGGAAGCAAGACUGUCGUGUUUGGAAUAUAUCUUGCAAACCGGGCUGAUGAGGCUCUUCCAUUGACGUUUCCGACGCUGAAUCUCGUUCCGCUGAGGGUUCGACUGGCAUCCAACGAUGGGAUUCUCGAUAUUGCCGAGGCGAUACAGGAAGAUAUUCAUCUCAUCGCUUCUGAGGGCCGUGCCGAUGUUGGGUUGUGGGAGAUUGCUGCUUGGACGGGCGUCAAGGUGGCGUCUUUCUUCAACUUUUUAACUCUCCCUGACUCCUCUAUUGGGGGAGAAGACGGUGAUUCGACGUCAGUGCAACUGUUGCCGGUUGAAAGGGAGGAUGUCAACAAUGAAGUCCUUUUAGAAGGCGAGUCUGAGGAGGAAGUGUUGAAAGAAGUAUCCCAGGUUUGUUUGGCGAAGAACACCGUCAGAGAUGCGUUCCCGGCCGCAAUCGACAUUGAAGCCUCGAUCCAUGGGACAAGGCUGGAUCUUGGAGUAUUCGGGUCUCGACUACGAGUAUCUGAUGAGGGCGCGGUUAAACUGGUCGACGAGAUGGUCUCGUGUCUACAGGGGUUGGAUGAUGAUGAAGAUGACGCGGAGAUGGCGGCGUGGGCGUCGUCUUGGGUGAUUGGGAAUGGGAAAAAGACAUGA
This is a messenger RNA of Trichoderma reesei QM6a, 14631 nucleotides long. RefSeq names its product non-ribosomal peptide synthetase, siderophore synthesis. Gene Ontology annotation, molecular function: phosphopantetheine binding; catalytic activity. Gene Ontology annotation, biological process: amino acid activation for nonribosomal peptide biosynthetic process; secondary metabolite biosynthetic process. NCBI's taxonomy places the organism in Eukaryota, Fungi, Ascomycota, Sordariomycetes, Hypocreales, Hypocreaceae. The record is from RefSeq and is a predicted model, not a curated record. Gene Ontology annotation, cellular component: cytoplasm. The transcript has 3 exons. The coding region runs from base 1 to 14631 and encodes 4876 amino acids.